Molecule: messenger RNA, 1077 nt
Organism: Culicoides brevitarsis
Lineage: Eukaryota; Metazoa; Arthropoda; Insecta; Diptera; Ceratopogonidae
Product: homocysteine S-methyltransferase-like
Exons: 4
Coding region: 74-1045 (323 amino acids)
Biological process (GO): S-methylmethionine cycle
Molecular function (GO): zinc ion binding; S-adenosylmethionine-homocysteine S-methyltransferase activity
Source: RefSeq, a predicted model, not a curated record
CGAGUCUCUUUCACAAAAGUUGUCAUAAAAAUUCUUCUGAGUUAAAUUUUAAGUGCAUGAAAUUCAAAUAAAAAUGACGAAAGAUAAGAAAGUUUACGUAAUUGACGGUGGCUUUUCAACCCAACUGAGUGUUCAUGUCGGAAAUUGUGUAGAUGGCGAUGAACUUUGGUCCGCGCGUUUCAACUUCAAAAAUCCUGCAGCUGUUGUUCAAACGCAUUUGGAUUUCCUUAAAAGUGGUGCAAAUAUCAUUCUUACAAACACUUAUCAGGCAUCCGUGGAAGGUUACAAAACCUAUUUACAAUUAGAUGAAGAUGAAAGUCUUGAUUUGAUCCGAAAAACAGUGAGAUUAGCACAUGAUGCCCGCAACAAAUUCCUCGCAGAAAAUACUCAAAAUGCAUCGACGCCAUUGAUUGCUGCUUCAAUUGGACCUUAUGGAGCUUAUUUGCACGAUGGUAGCGAAUAUUCAGGAUCUUAUGCAGAAACAGUGCCUGCAAAUACGAUCAAAGACUGGCAUAGACGGAGAAUUGCGGCGUGUAUUGAAGCAGGAGUGGAUUUGUUGGCUGUCGAAACAAUUCCAUGUCUUAUGGAAGCUGAAGUUUUGGUCGAUCUCAUUUGUCACGAAUAUCCAAGUGUAAAGUUUUGGGUUUCAUUUCAAUGUAAGGACAACGUUCAUUUAGCUCACGGUGAAGAUUUCUCAGACGCUGUGAAUCACAUUUGGAACAAAGUUAAAGAGUACAAAACGGAAAAUCUUUUGGCAGUUGGGGUGAAUUGUGUUCAUCCUGCUAAUGUUACGCCACUGUUUAAGACUGUCAAUGAACAUGUACCGAUUGAAGAUCAACUUCCGUUAAUUGUUUAUCCAAAUAGCGGUGAAACGUACGACGUUCAAAAGGGUUGGUAUGGCAAGGAAGAUUGCGUUCCUUUGGAGUCUUAUGUGCCUGAGUGGAUUUCUUUGGGAGCAAGAUAUAUAGGAGGCUGUUGUAGAACUUAUGCCACAGAUAUUCAACGGAUAAAGAACAAAGUUGACGAAAUUUGUUCAAAACAGUGAAUUUUGAAAUUUAAAGUUAAUAAAAAUUUUCU